Mesoplodon densirostris (Blainville's beaked whale) is the source of this 2978-nucleotide messenger RNA. RefSeq names its product cytochrome b5 reductase 4. The record is from RefSeq and is a predicted model, not a curated record. The coding region runs from base 129 to 1691 and encodes 520 amino acids. Gene Ontology annotation, molecular function: oxidoreductase activity; heme binding. The transcript is spliced from 16 exons. Gene Ontology annotation, biological process: generation of precursor metabolites and energy; superoxide metabolic process. Lineage: Eukaryota; Metazoa; Chordata; Mammalia; Artiodactyla; Ziphiidae. Gene Ontology annotation, cellular component: endoplasmic reticulum.
AAGUGGGUCGGGGGCUCGGCCUCUGCCCGGCCUCGGAGCCGGAGCCGGAGGUGUUACCUUAGAGGGGUCGCGCCGAGCUAUCCCGUCGGGCGGCGUACCCCGGGCAGGGCCCGGGCCAAGAGUCCAGGAUGCUGAACGUCCCUUCCCAGUGUUUCCCGGGCGCCAGCUCGCAGCAGCGCGUCUCCUCCGGGGGGCGUAGCAAGGUCCCUCUGAAACAGGGCAGAAGUCUUAUGGAUUGGAUUCGACUGACCAAAAGUGGAAAGGACCUAACAGGAUUAAAAGGAAGAUUAAUUGAAGUAACUGAAGAAGAACUUAAAAAACACAACAAAAAAGAUGAUUGUUGGAUAUGCAUAAGAGGGUUUGUUUAUAAUGUCAGCCCGUACAUGGAGUAUCACCCUGGUGGCGAAGAGGAACUCAUGAGAGCAGCGGGUUCAGAUGGUACUGACCUUUUUGACCAGGUUCAUCGUUGGGUCAACUAUGAAUCCAUGCUGAAAGAAUGCCUGGUUGGCAGGAUGGCCGUUAAACCUGCUUUUCCUAAAGACUAUCAUGCGGAAAAGAAACUCUUAAACGGCAUGCUUCCCAAGAGCCAAGCGACAGAUCCACUUGCCAAAGAAGGGCCGAGUUCUCCGAGCUAUGACUGGUUCCAAACAGACGCUUUAGUCACCAUUGUCAUAUAUACUAAACAGAAGGAUAUCAAUUUAGACUCGGUAAUAGCUGAUCACCGGGAUGAUUCCUUUAGAGUAGAAACAGUUAUCCAGGAUUAUUCAUAUCUUAUACAUAUUGCCCUAAGUCAUGAGAUUCAGGAAGAUUUUUCUGUGCGAGUUGUUGAGAAUGUGGGAAAAAUAGAGAUUGUCCUGAAGAAAAAAGAGACUACUUCUUGGAAAUGCCUUGGUCAUCCCCUGGAGAAUCAUAAUUCACUUAUUCCAAAGAAAGAUCCAGGUUUGUACUACAGAAAGUGCCAGUUAAUUUCCAAGGAAGAUGUGACUCACGGUACGAAGCUUUUCUGCUUGAUGCUUCCACCAAGCACACAUCUUCAGGUGCCAGCUGGGCAUCAUGUUUACUUCAAGCUAACUAUUACAGGUACUGAAAUUGUGAAGCCAUAUACACCCGUAUCUGAUUCCUUAUUCUCAGAGUUCAAGGAACCAGUUUUUCCCAACAAUAAAUACAUCUACUUUUUGAUCAAAAUCUACCCUGCUGGACUCUUUACACCAGAGCUUGAUCAUCUUCAGAUUGGAGAUUAUGUUUCUGUAAGCAAUCCCGAGGGCAAUUUUAAAAUAUCCCAGUUCCAAGACUUGGAAGAUCUCUUUUUAUUGGCAGCGGGAACAGGCUUCACACCAAUGGUUAAAGUACUGAGUUAUGCUUUGACUAAUAUACCCAGUCUCAGGAAAGUGAAGCUGAUGUUCUUCAAUAAAACAGAGGAUGACAUAAUUUGGAGAAGCCAAUUGGAGAAAUUAGCAUUUAAGGAUAAAAGAUUUGACCUUGAAUUUGUUCUCUCAGCACCUACUUCUGAAUGGAACGGCAAACGGGGAUACAUUUCACCAGCUCUGCUUUCUGAAUUUUUGAAAAGAAGUUUAGACACAUCCAAAGUCCUCAUCUGCAUUUGUGGACCAAUGCCAUUUACAGAACAAGGAAUGAAGUUGCUGCAUGAUUUGAACUUUUCCAAAGAUGAGAUCCAUAGUUUUACAGCAUAAUGAAGAGCCGUCAUUCAGCUGUUUUAGCUAAAUUUGUGAUUACUUAGGGUUUUUUAAAAGAACAUUUUUGUAUAUAGGUUAACUAGAAUCCAGGUUUUAGUUUCUUAAAUGAAAUCAAAUGUUUCUUCACUAUAGAUACCUUAUUGACUUUAUUUUGUACCAUAACUUAUUUUACUACUGAUAUUUGUCCUGGAAGGUCAAUCGUGGCAACAAGUAUAUACAGGAUUCUUUGUUAUGAAUCACAAAGUUCCUUACCAUUUAAACUGUAUCACUGUUCUACAGUAAGCUCUUGUGUUUUAUGACAUGAUAAAGCAAAUGAUCAUUUUGAUCACAUUUCUAUGCUGUAAAAUGUCUGAUUAGCAAUACAGAUUAAAUUUUACAUUGCACUGUAAACUCAGGAAAUGAUCAUUUAUGUCCUUGUUCUUACUAUGAAAACAUGGAAUGUUAUAACUUAUUAAGUGAUCCAAACAUUUUGUGUGUCUAUGGCCUUGAUACAGAGUAGAAUAAAAAAUAUUCUUAAGUACUUUUUUUUUUUUUUGCGGUACUCAGGCCUCUCACUGUUGUGGCCUCUUCCAUUGCGGAGCACAGGCUCCGGACGUGCAGGCUCAGCGGCCACGGCUCACAGGCCCAGCCGCUCCGCGGCAUGUGGGAUCUUCCCGGACCGGGGCAUGAAUCCGCGUCCCCUGCAUCGGCAGGUGGACUCUAAACCACUGCGCCACCAGGGAAGCCCUGAAGUACUUUUUAAUCUUUGUGGUAGAAAUGUAUUUGAGUGCAACAGUAUAGGUUAGUGUCUACGGGGAAUUUUAAAAGCAGCAAUAAAAGAUUCUGGAGACACUUCACACACACAGCUUUGGAUUAUAUGUGUUUAGAAAGUUUAAGACAACCUUGACAGCUAUUUUGAUUCUUAGCCAAAACUAGAGGCAUCAGGAAAGAUAAAGUAUAGCAUCUGGUCUCAUGGUCUAAAAUAAUCAUUUGGUACUUUGGAAUGGGUUAAAUUUAAAUUCUUUUUGAGCCCAUCUAGACCAGCUGGGAAAAUGAGGAACACUCCAUCCUAAAUGGUACCUUCCCUGGCUGGCUGCUUGCCCCACAGCUGGCGGUUCAGCAGGGAGCCCUCCUAAGCUUUGCUGUGUGGGCAUCUUAUUCUCUCUCCCUGCUGCUGUGUGCAGCCUUCAGAAGCUUUCACAGAUUGGGAUUCUGCAAAGGGUAUCAAGAAAAGCCAUUGUAUAUACUACCAAAUGUAAAAUAGAUAGCUAGUGGGAAGCAGCUGCAUAGCACAGGGAGAUCAGC